AUGUACCAGGAUAGGCAUGAAGGCAGCAGCGGCAUGAGGAUGGUAUCAGAUGUACAGAACAUGUUGCUGUCCAUACCUGGAUUAAAUGAAUAUGUUACAGAUUCUAAGGCAUCAGAAGAACCUGAAGGAACCUUUGCCAAGAUAAUCAAGGUCAACAAAGAAAAUGACAUAAACUUACAUCAAGGUGACAUGUUGGAAACAACUGGACGCAGUGCUACGUCCUGCACAGGGUGCUUGUGGCCCAAAUCUGCCAAUGGGACGGUCAAUGUGCCUUAUUCGUUUGCCUCCAAUUAUAGUAUUGGGAGCCUCAACUUGUUUAAGACAUCAAUGGAGGAAUUUGAAACCCUCACCUGUGUGAGGUUUGUGCCUCGGACAACAGAGAAAGACUACCUCAAUAUUAUGACUUCAAGGGGAUGUGCAUCAUUUGUGGGCCGGAUAGGUGGAGGUCAGAUGGUUGCAGUAGACAUGGCUGGCUGUAUGUACAGAGGAAUUGUACAGCAUGAGCUAAACCAUGCCCUGGGGUUCUACCAUGAGCAUACAAGGAGUGACCGGGAUAACUAUGUCACCAUCAUGUACCAGUACAUAUCACCAGGUCAAGUUAUAAAUUUUAAUAAACAAAACACCAACAACCUUGGGCUUGAGUAUGACUAUAAAUCAGUGAUGCAUUAUGACAGUUUCGCUUUCUCAAACACAUCAGGACAACCCACCAUUGUGACCAUACCGGUCCUAAACAUCCCAAUUGGGCAAAUAAAUGGACUGAGUGUUCUAGAUGUCUCUAAAAUCAACCGGUUGUAUCAAUGCAAUGCCUGUGCUUAUUUACUUAAUGAAAAGAAUGGAAGUCUAACCUCUGCCAACUACCCAUCAGCCUACCCCAAUAAUGCUAGCUGUGUUUGGCUGAUCAGAACACCAUCAGAUCAGGUUACAUUGAACUUUGUUGCCUUUGAUGUCCAGUCGUCACCCAAUUGUAUAUCUGACUAUAUUAGGAUUUAUGAUGGUCCCACUAAGAAAGAUCCCCUGUUGUUGGACAGAACUUGUGGGACUGGGUUGAUUCCUCAAAUUAUUGCCUCUACUAACCAGUUACUGGUUGAGUUUUCCAGUGACAGCAGUGUUGCUGGAGUAGGCUUUAAAGCCACAUACAGCACAGUGCAAUGUGGAGGAGCGUUCUAUGCACCGGAAAGAAACUUUACAUCCCCUGGUUACCCCAAUUCCUACCGCCCAAACAUGAAUUGCAUCUACACCAUUACAGCUCCUGUUGGAAAGAAGAUUUCCUUCAAGGUUGCUGAUUUUCAGACAGAGGCUAGUCAGUACUGCAUCUAUGACUAUUUAGAGAUCCAGGAUGGGUCCAACUGGAAGGGUCCAUUCUGUGGGAACUAUAAAAUCCCUUCCUUUACCUCUCAAGGCAAUUCACUGUGGCUGAGAUUUGUUAGUGAUGGCAGCAAUCAGUUUAGAGGCUUCCAGGCAUCAUAUAAAUUUGGUCAAUUUCGUAGGCUUAAAAGGAAUUGUACAGAAGAAGCUAGAUUUGAGGAAGAAGCCGUCAAAAUGAGACUUCAAUUUUUAGAGAAGAAAUAUCCAACUUCUGUCUUAGAUGAAUCUCUAAAUAAAGUGAGAACUCUUGAAAGAAAGUCAUUUUUUGAAAUAAAAGGGCCAGUAGUGACAUCUGGGGAUCCCAAGAUUGAUAUCAAAAUGAUUCUACCGUUUAGUAGUAAUUACAAGAAGAUCAAGAGCAUCAUAACAAAGCAUUGUUUUAAGCAUAUUAAUGUUGUCAAUGUUUUUAUCGAUAAUAUUAUGUCAUUUUGA
Molecule: messenger RNA, 1797 nt
Organism: Bufo gargarizans (Asiatic toad)
Lineage: Eukaryota; Metazoa; Chordata; Amphibia; Anura; Bufonidae
Product: embryonic protein UVS.2-like
Exons: 14
Coding region: 1-1797 (598 amino acids)
Biological process (GO): proteolysis
Molecular function (GO): zinc ion binding; metalloendopeptidase activity
Source: RefSeq, a predicted model, not a curated record